This is a messenger RNA of Thyridium curvatum, 768 nucleotides long. RefSeq lists its product as uncharacterized. Bases 1 to 768 code for a protein of 255 amino acids. Gene Ontology annotation, molecular function: protein-lysine N-methyltransferase activity. NCBI's taxonomy places the organism in Eukaryota, Fungi, Ascomycota, Sordariomycetes, Thyridiales, Thyridiaceae. The transcript is spliced from 6 exons. The record is from RefSeq and is a predicted model, not a curated record.
AUGACCGGCAACGAAAGCGACGAUGAGCCUCUAGUGCUCUCCUCCCACGCGCUCGAUGCACUCAAGGAUUUCUAUGCCGAGAGAGACGCGCACAACAAGAAGUUCGCCGAGCUGCAGUCUGCGGCCGAGGCCCGGGCGGCCGCCGGUGGAGCGCCGCAGCAGCCGCUGAGCAUGGAGGCGUUCACGGAGGACUGGAACGAGUCUCAGUUUUGGUAUUCCGACGAGACGGCACGUCUGCUCGCAGGCCAGCUCCUCGAGGGCGCCGGGCCGGAGGACACGGUCGCCGUGGUCUCGGCGCCGAGCGUGUUUGUCGCACUCAAGAACCUGGUGGCUGAGAGGGGUCCGGACGCGCCCGCGCCGCCAAAGAUGGUGCUGCUCGAGCACGACAACCGGUUCGCCGUGUUUGGGGACGAGUUUGUGUUUUAUGACUUUGUCGAGCCGUUCAAGCUGCCCGGGAACCUCAAAGGCGCAGUCACGAGAAUCAUCUGCGACCCGCCCUUCCUCAGCGAAGACUGCCAGACCAAAGCCGCCAUGACCGUCCGCUGGCUCGCCAAACCCUCCCCCACCCUUUCUUCCUCCUCCUCCUCCACCUCGCAGAACCGCCUCGUCGUCUGCACGGGCGAGCGCAUGGAGGAGCUCGUCACGCGCCUGUACAAGUCCUUUGGCGUGCGGACGACGACCUACGAGCCCGUGCACGCCCGGGGCCUGAGCAACGAGUUCUACUGCUACGCCAGCUUCGAGUGCGGCGAGUGGAGGUGGAAGGCUUGA